Molecule: messenger RNA, 516 nt
Organism: Magnusiomyces paraingens
Lineage: Eukaryota; Fungi; Ascomycota; Dipodascomycetes; Dipodascales; Dipodascaceae
Exons: 4
Coding region: 1-516 (171 amino acids)
Biological process (GO): transcription initiation at RNA polymerase II promoter; positive regulation of nuclear-transcribed mRNA poly(A) tail shortening; positive regulation of translational initiation
Cellular component (GO): RNA polymerase II, core complex; P-body
Molecular function (GO): single-stranded RNA binding; single-stranded DNA binding; translation initiation factor binding
Source: RefSeq, a predicted model, not a curated record
AUGUUCUUCUUAAAAGAACUUUCUUUGAAGCUGACGCUUCCUCCUAAAUCCUUUGGUCCGCACAUGAAGAAAAUGCUUCGCAACAAGCUGAUACAAGAUGUUGAAGGUACGUGCACAGGCCAGUUCGGAUAUAUAAUUUGCGUGAUGGAUAGUGUCAAUAUAGAUAUGGGCAAAGGUCGUAUUAUUCCAAAUGAUGGCUCGGCAGAGUUCGAGGUCAAAUACACCGCAAUUGUGUGGCGACCAUUUAAAGGUGAAGUUGUCGAUGGCAUCGUAUCAAACGUUCAGCAACUAGGUGUGUUUGUAGACGUUGGUCCUCUCACAGUAUUUAUUUCUCAUCGUCUACUACCAUCUGAUAUGGAGUUUAACCCAACCGCAAAUCCCCCGUCAUAUGUCUCAGAAGAACAAACAAUAGAAAAGGGCAGCAGGGUACGACUGAAAAUAGUCGGUGUCCGUGCUGAUGUUGGCAAGAUGUUUGCAAUUGGAACAAUCAAGGAGGAUUAUCUCGGUGUGCUAUAA